ACUAAAUAGUAAAAUUUUUAAUUUUGAAAAGAUAUAGAUACAUAAUAAUUGAGCUCCUAAUUCAAUGGUUAUCCUUCGUAUAUGCAUGUUAUGUGCACAUGCAUGAUAGAUGGGUGGUGGGUUCUGAAUGCUACUCAAAAAGCAAAAGCAUUUUCUUUCGGAAAACGAUUGCUGAGUUUUCCAAAAGCUUCACUAUUUAAAAACCAGCCUUGCUAUAAUCUUACACUAUUGUUCAAAAUUUUACUCAAUACAAGUUUUUAAGCUCCUUUAUAAUGUAUUGAAGCAAACACAACAUAAAAUUUUUAAGCUCCUUUUUCCAGAGUCAACCAUUUGACACAGGAGGAAGCAACAGUUUCUUAUGAAGUCCUUAUAAAUAUUACAGGAAAGCUGGCUCGUUUAAUCAUUCAUCUUCGCAAUCGUUGCAGUACAAACAAAUAAUUAAAUUGAUUGAUUGUAGGGGGCAAAGAUGGUUAACAUAAGAUCAUAUGUUUUGGUAGUUCUCUUUGUGGUGCUGAUUGCAGUGGAAGCCACGGUUGCUCGAGCCGAUGCGAAUGGAAAUGGGAAUGGUAAUAAAGGUAAUAGCAAUGGUAGUGGUGACAAAGGCAAUAACAAUGGCAACGACAACGAAGGCAACAACAAUGGGAAUGAAAACACCGGCAACAACAAUGGUAAUGGGAACAAGGGUAAUGGCAACGGCAAUAAAAAUGGCGGCGACAAUAAUGGUAAUGGUAAAAAUGAUGAUUUUGAUGAUGUAGAACCUCUACCAACAGGACAAGAAAGAGUUUCUUGCAAAGCAAAAGGAGGUUGUCACUUGAAAACCCUUGUGUGUCCAGCUCAGUGUCCAGAGAAGAAACCCAAGAAUAACAAAAGGAAGAAGGGAUGCCAUGUUGACUGCAGCAGCAAGUGUGAGGUCACUUGCAAAUGGAGAAAACCCAACUGUAACGGAUAUGGCUCUCUGUGCUACGACCCUCGUUUCGUUGGUGGCGAUGGAGUGAUGUUCUAUUUCCAUGGAGCAAAGGGAGGAAACUUUGCAAUAGUUUCAGACAACAACCUUCAAAUCAAUGCUCAUUUCAUCGGAACUAGACCACAAGGAAGGACCCGAGACUUCACCUGGGUGCAGGCACUCUCUGUCAUGUUUGAUACUCACAAUCUUGUCAUUGCUGCUAAAAAAGUUUCCCAAUGGAACAGCAACAUUGAUAGCCUGAUCCUGAGCUGGGACGGCGAGGAAAUCAACAUCUCUAACGAUGAAGCAGCUGAGUGGAGAGCCAACAAGGAAGAAAGAGAGGUUAUAGUAGAAAGAACUGAUGAAACCAACAACGUUAGAGUGAGAGUUUCAGGUCUUGUAGAAAUGGACAUCAAAGUCAGGCCUGUCGGAAAACGAGAAAGUAUGAUUCACAACUACCAGUUGCCUGACGAUGAUGCUUUUGCUCACCUGGAAACACAGUUCAAGUUCAGGAACCUGUCGGAUCUAGUGGAAGGGAUCCUGGGAAAGACUUACAGGCCUGGCUAUGUUAGUCCUGUGAAGAUUGGUGUGGCUAUGCCAAUGAUGGGUGGUGAAGAUAAGUAUCAAACUCCAUCUCUAUUGUCACCUCUUUGCAAUGCUUGCAGGUUUCAGGGUAAAUCAGCUGCAGGAAUUGCCACGAUUUAACCAUGCAUUUUGAUGUAUCUUUAUUCUGAACUUAGAAUUAAGAAAAAUAAAUUAAGCAAAUAAAACAGAGUCAUUCUUUGUAUUUUGCAAAAUAAUAAAGCAUGGAGACUCUAGCAUCAAGAAUUGUCCACUGAACUGAAAACUCUUCUCAAGCAUGGAAACUCAAGAUUUACUACCAGUUGAAUAUUAGCCGUUAACUGUUUGUAUUUUGAUUUUAUUCAAAUACUAACCACUAUC
Messenger RNA from Manihot esculenta (cassava), 1885 nucleotides. RefSeq lists its product as uncharacterized. The transcript has 2 exons. Lineage: Eukaryota; Viridiplantae; Streptophyta; Magnoliopsida; Malpighiales; Euphorbiaceae. The record is from RefSeq and is a predicted model, not a curated record. The coding region runs from base 467 to 1648 and encodes 393 amino acids.